This is a messenger RNA of Olea europaea var. sylvestris, 2241 nucleotides long. Its product is annotated as transcription factor TCP4-like. The coding region runs from base 676 to 1866 and encodes 396 amino acids. The transcript has 3 exons. Gene Ontology annotation, molecular function: sequence-specific DNA binding; DNA-binding transcription factor activity. Gene Ontology annotation, cellular component: nucleus. The record is from RefSeq and is a predicted model, not a curated record. Gene Ontology annotation, biological process: regulation of secondary shoot formation. NCBI's taxonomy places the organism in Eukaryota, Viridiplantae, Streptophyta, Magnoliopsida, Lamiales, Oleaceae.
GAAGGUGCAUCUAGAUAUCACUUAGCCACGCUUUACAUUUAUUCACGAUUAAACUUUGCGAUAGAUCCGCCUAAGCUCAUAAAAACUUGAAGCUUCACCAUCCAGCCAUGGUUUCAAGUAAAUAUUAUAAAGGUUGAACUCCAACUUUAAGGGCACUCACCGUCCCGAUCCUGAAGCAUCGCGAGGGAGGUAAAUCGCUGAAUGUACCCCAGCAGAUCAGGUUUUUAGGUAAAUAUUAUAACCUCAACCAAACAUGGUCUUAGUUGUAAAUGAACCAAAAAGAGUGUUCCUGGGUGAGAUGGUAUUUAUCUUUCUAGGAUGUACAAAAACAUCAGAUGCAGUACUAACACAAGGCGUCUGACCAUCAAUUACACAAUUAUAUAGAGAGAGUUUUUGUGAAACACCAAUAUAAUUUGUAAACAAGAUUUAAAAAGUUUUCUUCUGAAUCAAGGAGUGGAGCAAGAAAUUCAAAACAGCGGUUGAUUCUUUAGGAUUCCUCGGCGUAAUUUUCAUCUGAAUCUGAACCAAAAUCUGGUAGUAACGAACACUAUAUAUGUAGAAAAAGGUGAAGGAGGUGAAGAAGAACCACCAGAACAACCGCCGCCAAAAACGUUUGUUCUUGAAUUCAUCUGCUUCCUUUGAGGCAAGUGCUGAACAUGCAAGAUUGCGGGGAAAAUGGAAGAGAAUACUCGUAGCCAACAAAUACCGUCGAGAGUAGGGCUGAGGAACUGUACUGGCAGCGAUAUAGGUGAAGUCCAAGGCUGCCACAUUGUUCGGUCCACCGGGAGAAAAGACCGGCACAGUAAAGUAAGCACCUCGAAAGGCCCUAGGGACCGCCGUGUACGCCUCGCUGCUCACACUGCUAUUCAGUUUUAUGAUGUCCAGGAUCGGCUUGGCUAUGACCGCCCUAGCAAGGCAAUGGAUUGGCUCAUUAAAAAGGCUAAGUCCGCCAUUGAUGAGCUCGAGCAACUUCCUGCGAGGAAUCCCACAAAUUUUUCGGCAGAAAAUGCUAUUUUUGAGCAAGAACAGGCAUGUGUGGUGGACCCUAAUACUGCGGGUUCUUCGAGUAAAAGGGCAAUGACGAUGUUGGAAAAUGAAAAUGGGCUGCAAGUUUUGCACCAGAGCAGUAAUGAGGAUCCCAACGCAAGUUUUCUUCCACCGUCCUUGGAUUCGAAUUCCACUGCAGAUGCCAUGAAGUCACGUUUCCCAAUAGGUUCUCCAAGAACCAGAAGCCAGAGUCAGGAUCUCUGGCUUUCUUUGCAGUCAUUUCAAGAUCCACUUAUGCCCCACCAGCACCAGCAUCCUCAGCCGCCGCACCACAAGAACCACACCCACAACACCGAAGAGGCAUAUUCUCAGCAUCAAGUCCCACUCAAUGGAACUACCUUACUGGGAUUUGAUGGCGACUAUGCAGGGUUGUCUGAACAUCAUCAGCACCAGCCCACAGAAAUAAGCCGGUUCCAGGGGCUGGCUCCUUGGGACACCGGUGGAGAUAUCUCCGGUGGGAAUGGUGGAGCAGCAGGAUAUCUGUUCACUUCUCAGCCAGCGCCGCAGCCAGGGCUGCAGCACCUAUUAGGUCAAAGCCAGUUCUUUUCUCAUGGGGGACCCCUUCAGUCCAGCAGCAAACCUUCAAUUCGUCCAUGGAUGGAUCCGUUAACCAUACUUAACACCACGUCAGACCAUAGCCACCAGCAUCAUCAUCGCAAUCCGGCGGCCGUGCCAAUUUAUUUAUCAUCAAUAUCUGGUGUUGACUUCACCUCAACAGUAGGCGGAUUCUCAGGGUUUCACAUUCCUGCACGAAUUCAAGGUGAUAAAGAGGAGCACGAUGGAUAUACAGACAAGCCAUCCUCUGAUUCUCACCAUUGAAUUGCUCUCCUCUUCAUGAACAGACUAUUACAAGUGACUCAAUUUCCAGGAUGUUAUCUGUUUGUCAAGAAUCCAUGAAAAUGCAAGUAUUCCCUGUCAUAGAUGAUUCGUGGUUCUCAGGAGAGUUUUCAGUGAGUUAAAUUCAAUGAUGCUGACCGUGGGAAAGAAGAAUACUAAGUCUAGUUUCAGGUUUUCAAUCCCAGUUUGCCAUCAUAUUAAUCAGUUGUUCAAUAUUCCAGCUUUAUUUUCAUAUUUUCUAAUCUGAGUGACUUAGUAGAACUCAACUUUGGUUCAAGCCAUUUGAAUUUCUUUCUGUUUUUUCUUGUUGAACUUGUUAUUUUGCUAUCCGAAUAAUUCUGUCAGGAAUUAGGUCUA